Messenger RNA from Clarias gariepinus (North African catfish), 6854 nucleotides. RefSeq names its product proline-rich transmembrane protein 3. The transcript has 4 exons. Lineage: Eukaryota; Metazoa; Chordata; Actinopteri; Siluriformes; Clariidae. Bases 68 to 3202 code for a protein of 1044 amino acids. The record is from RefSeq and is a predicted model, not a curated record.
CAGCAACAGCAGCAAAAAAGAAACCCACGUCAUUUAUGAGCAAGGCACGAGGAGUACAGGUGCAGACAUGAAAGUCAUCAGCCGUUUGUUGAUCAGGUGUGCUUUUGGAAGCCUGAGAACGUCCAUGGCUCUUCUGCUAAUGAUCCCCUUGCUUCUUGCUCUCGCCCAGCCAAUUGCAAGCCAAGCGUAUGUCAAUUCUUCUACAUAUAAUGACAACACUAGAUCACCUGCUGAUCGGACACAGGAGAGCCUAAGGCCUUCUCUUCCCACAGCCUGGACUGAUGUGUCUGAUCAAUUAAACGAUCAAGGACCUAAAACGGAAAAAGUAACAAACAGAAAUGCUUCUGUUGGAGACUACGAAGAAGAAAAGGCUAUUUUAAAUGGGCAACCUAAGGCUAAUACAGUGGAGGAGAUAUUAAUGAAACAUUCAAAAACAUACACGAAAGUUGACCUUACAACACAUUCUCUUUUACCAAACAACAGAACCAAAGGUGGACUCGGCCAAACCCAACAUACCACAAUGAGGCCUGUUACCAAAGUACCCACCCAAAAGACAGGAGGCUAUUCUGAAAAUGAAGCAACUACAUUUAUGUCCAUCAAACAACAUUUUGGUGAAACUACAAUAGCAGCUGCAGAUGCAGUCCACAAGAAAGCAAUUCCUGACACCAGUAAAGAAGACUUAAAGUCAGUGUCAGAGGUAUUACUCCCCACUGCAGUUAGCUUAGAUACGUCAUCGACUGACUCUGAUCAUACUGACGAAGCCCAAAUGUCUCAUACCUUUCUGACAACUGAGUCCACUACUCAUAUUAAAACUACUGUAGGCUUAGUGCUUCAGGCCAGAAUCUCUACUGCUACAGUGGCCAACAAUUUCCCAGGGGAUUCUCAUCGGAUGAAUAUGAGUGGAGCUGAUCUUGGAGCUAAGCAUACCACUGAAACCAGACAUCAAACAAAAGAAAGUCCAUCACUUAAUGAAAACACGACAGCUUUCCACACAAACCUGACUCAUUUCCAGUUGAAGACACCACCGCAAAGAAAAACCACAGCCAACCUGACAACACCACAGCCAAAAAGCACAACACAGCUAGCAAGCACAACAAAAAUAACCAAUCAGAAGUCAGAAGGAGCUGCAGCUCAAGCAGGAGAACCUACCACAAGAAGCCAACAAAGAGCAGAGAUCAAACCUUUAGAAAGCACAACAAAACAGCAGAGCACAGCAGAUACAACCACUUCUCAAAGCACAACUGUGUCCUUUCCUAUGGGUCGCGAAUAUGUACUACCAUCAGACAAUGAUGUAAGACAUGUAGAAAAAGAGCAUUCUCUAUCCUUUGGGAAUAUUCCUUCAGUUAAACCUGGAUCACACCCUCCUGCGGUGCCACCAUCAUGUGCCACUGGUGUUGGUCUUUGCUCCUCUUCUGAAGACCCACACAGUGAAAUUGCAACCUCAAACAGGACUUUGCUGGUGUGGGCUGAUCUAAGCCGCACACUGUCAUUUGCCUGGGAGCUGCACGUUUUUGGCUCUGCUGCCCUCUUUCUUCUUCUCACUGCUGGUUCUGCUUUAGGUUUAGCCCUGGCUCCCAGCAUGCACUGCCCUCACCGUGGGGCACUAGCACUUGCUAAUGGCCUCCUUCUUCUCACGGGUACAGUCCGAGCCAUUUACUUCCUGGUGGAUCCCUACGGUUCUCGUUUGGUCUUUCCGUUAUCAGUUGUCACAGCCCUGUUUACAUUACCAUUGCCGCUGUUAAUAUGGGUGCAUUCUGCAAUGGUGGUGUUGGUUCUAAAAGGGGCCGAGGUCGUUUUGCUGCCUCCACCUCUUCAGCAUCCACCUCUUCUGACUGUGAUGGCAAUUCUCCAAUGUACCUUACUGCUAGCUGCUGACCUUUUGUCACCUGCUCUGUCACCUGCUGUACCUGUUGUUCUUCAAAGCCUUACUUUGACUGCGGGAUUGAUACUGUGUCUGGUCUACAUUUUCCUGGUGCUUCCACGACUCUCCAAUAUCCAAGUAGACCAUACCAGGGAUAAAGGGCUCAGCAGGUCAAAGAUGAGAGUCCUGGCACGUGUGCUAGCAGGGUGUGCUCUUCUUGGGACACUAUGCUGUCUGUUGCAUGCUUAUACCUGCUUUUGGCUGUAUGGACUGCUAGGGGACUGGCGCCACUUUCGCUGGACUUGGUGGCUUGUUCAGUUCUGGGCACGUUUGCUUGAACUUACAUGGGCCUUCUGUCUUUUGCUGCUAAGUUCCUGGGUUUUCUGGAGACCACGAGGUGGCCAGAUGAGGAGAGCUUCAGGACAGGGAGUGAGUGCUGCAGGGAAUGACCUCACCUCACCUUGCUCAUCCUCUAAUUCUUCAGAAACACAUACUUGCUGGGCAAAGAUUGUGCAGAGCCUGAAGGGGAGGCCUUGUAGGAAAUCUGACAGUAAUGGAGUGGGAGGGGCCAGUGGUGCUGCAGUGGCAGGAGAGCUGCCCAACAACUGGGCUGGGCAGGAACGCUCAGGAGUGGACAUCAGCAAGAGCCUUAUAAGAAACCGGGACCCACCAAAAGAAAGUAACCGUGGACGGAACCAGAAUAGCAGUGAGGGCUCAUCUGGGUCGUUGUUAAGGUUGCAGGCGCUCAGUCGGCCACACCAGUGUUCUUUGAGCAGCAGUCUGGACCGGGAAAAAGAAUCAGCCAUCUCUCUUUACGACUUUGACUUGCGCCCUCCUUCUCCAAUUGACCUGACCCGCAGUAUAGAUGAGGCAUUGCACCGAGGACAUCUGUUCAGGGGUGGCAGCCUGUUCCAUCCUCUGGGACCCCCAUCACCACCUCCAUCACCUGAUACUUGGUUGCGCAGGAACAGUGAUCCUCAAAUUAUGCUCUCAGAGAGCAGUGAUGAGCACACGCUGCUGACUGAGUCCUCUCCUGGCUUAAACCGCUCUAUCCCCAGUGCUGUCCCAAGCCGGCAGGUAACAGCUCCUCCUACACCCACCCAUCAAGGCCCACGGUGGAUCUCUCAAGCUCCCGUGCCUUCCUCCAUAUCCUGCCCAAUCUCCCUGCACCCCUCCCCUAGUAUGGGUCGAGUCUUGAGCCCCAGCACAGACGAUACCAGACCAUUCCUCACCCCAGACCUAGAUAAGGUGGGGUCAGACAAUGGAGGGGAAAGGAGGUACCUGAAAGUCAGUCGACACGAUGACUCGGCGAGUGUCACUAGUGACAUAAUUGAUCUUUGAACCAACCUAAAUGGUGUGACCUAGGUAACAAACACCUGACAUUUUACCUGAAAGAUAAUAAGGACUAACUAUACUCUGGUGUGACCUAGGAUUAAAAAGAAAUAUCUGAUUGGACUUAAAUUUAGUAUAUGUUAGGUUUGCAUGCAGUAUGGAUUAUUUUUAUGAGUCACCUGUUUUAUUCUGGGGGUGUUUGUUUGUACCAUUUGUUUUGCUCACCUAUGUACAGUACAUAUGUAAGGUUGAGGAUCAAGAUGAAAACACAUCAUUAUCAUAGCCAAUUUAUGGAUAUGUUUUAUCUUUGUUAUUUAUAAAUAGGCUGGAAGUAUUAAUUUAGCAGGUCCGAACAGUUUCAAAACAUUUAUUUGCAAAUAUUAUCAGAUGGUUGUAAAUUUUAGGAUAUUUUGGAAAACUUUUUCAAAAAUUGGUUUAAACGUUAAUUGCAACUGACUGAAGUUCAGAGACUUAAGUUGAAUUGACAGUGACUGAAACACUUAGUCUAUGUUAUGAGAUUAUAAAUUGUGCCUAUAUAAUUAUUUUUAGAUGCAGCAAGCUGACUGAUACUAAAGUGAUAGUAGGAUACAUGAUGUACAAAUCUAAAUCAGAUAUUUUGUUGCAAAUGACACUUUGUCAGAAAUUUUUUGAAGAGACUUUUUUACUAGGAUUAUGUCGAAAAUGUUUUGUUUAGGUAUUUUGGAUUUUUUUCCCUUAACUGACUGAUAUGUUGUAUGCAGGAACUUGUGUCUUUGAUACGAAUAUAUAUGUUAGAGAUUUGUGCAUUGUUAGGAUAUUAGAGGGCAUGUUUAUAAAGAACAAGGUAAAGUGUUAUGAAGAGUUAAUAUUGUAAAAAAAAAAAAAGUCUGACCACUUGAUUCAUUGUAAAACAAACAUUCCAGUCUUAAUGCAAGACUCAUUUAACAAGUUAAUUGUAAAAAAAAAAAAUUUCAACAAGUGUUGUAAAAAUAUCAGUUAUUGUUUUUAAAGGGGCGAACCUGAGGCGUAUUGGUUAGCACUGUGGCAUUGUCCCUCCAGGGUCAAGGGUUUGAUUCCCGCUUCAGGGCUGUGUGCGUGGACUUAGCAUGCACUCACUGUGAUUGGCGGGUUUCCUUCGGGUACUCUGGUUUCCACACACAGUCUGAAGACAUGCAUAUUAGGUCAAUUGGUCCCAAAUUGCCUGUAGUGUGUGUAUGUGUGUGUAUGUGCCCUGUGAUGGAUUGGCACCCCGUCCAGGGUUUACCCCACCUCAUUCCCUAAGAGGCCUGGGAUUGGCUCCAGGCCACCACGACCCAGUACAGGAUAAGCAGUAUAGAAGAUGAAUGAAUAAAUUAAUUCAUGUUUUUAAUCAACCACACAGUGGCAUUAAUUGCAAAUGGCAUUAUGGCAUUUGGAUGUACAUAGAAUACAAUUCAGUAUGAGAGAAUAUAGAGAAAGUGUGCCAAACAUACACAUUGGAAAAAAAAAAAGAAAUAUGAUUUUAAUACUCCUAAUAAGAAAACACUAUUAUAUACUAAAGUAAAUAUUAACUAUUUAAUAGAGAAGAUUGUAAGAGGAAUAUAUUUUUUCACACUAUUCCUGCCUAUUUUUCACCCAUAUACAGUAUUUCAUAUAAUGGAUGCAUGAUUUCAUUUCUGACCUGCACUACAACCAAAAACAUAUGCUAGCAAAAAAGAAAAUACAUACAGUAUCUGGAUUAAAAAAAAAAAAAACUAAAUUUCUCUGUCACAAUGAAUAAAUGAUAUCUGAUGACACAAAGCUUACAAUAGACACUGGUCACUGUUAAAGUUCCAGUUUACACACUCUCCAUACCACUAUAAAACUGCAAUAGCGAAAAUAUUUUAGAAUUCAGGCAUUUUGCAAGAUUUAUGCCUUUUCCAGUCAUACAGGAUACUGUCACUUUAAAGUACAAUGUGGGGAAAGCACAAGGUUAUUACUUUGACCAUUUUAUUCAUACUUUCUGUUGAUCAUUAUAUUUCUUCACAAAAGCAAAAUGGCAUCAGCCUUUAUACAUACAGUAAUAAUGUAAACUAGUCUUUGAUUUUUACCAUAAACAAAACAAGUAAUAAUACAUUACAGAAUAUUCAGGCAGUGGCUACAGUCAGUGCAAAUGUGUCAUAUCAUGCUGUCUUCUAGUAUAAUUUCUGUUUUAUAAUUUUUUUGUCAGACAGUGCAUGUCUUACACAACAAAUCCGAGGUUAUAUGUAACAUAAUAGAAAUGUAAAUAUUGCUAUUUUUGUGGGUUGUAAAUAAGAAUAUGCCAUGUUAACAUGAAAUAUAUUUACUGUGAAUGACAAUCCUGCAUAGUGCAAGUGUAUUUCCAGGCACAGUAUAAUGAAUGGCAUUAAAGAGGCUCUUAUUUUUUUAGGUACAAAGGUAUAAAAGUAUAUAAUUAACUAUCUUAGUGAAAUUAAACGCAAACAUUUUUUUAAAUGGGAUGUAUCCCAAAAUAUAAUGCCGCUGCAUAAAAACGACGUCUUGCACUUAAAUUAUUUUCCUUGUAUUCAUGAAUCUUCCGGAACAAUGUUAAUAUUUCUCCUGUUCUUUUAAAUGAAAACCCUGGGAAGAUCACAACUGUGAAAAUAUAAUGACCAGCCUGAAUUUCUACGUUCUGGUCGAUGUGUGAUUGUGUAUCUGAAUGUACAUGCUCAAUUACCUGUUCAUUUUGUGCUGUCAUAUGAUCCAAUGAAGUGCCAUAAUGAUGUCUUGAACUCCCCCAUCCCACUCAUACUGGGUUGGCUUUUUUUUGUCUCUUAUUAAUCGUGGUGUUAUUUGUAUUCUAUGAAUUUUGUGCCCUAGUGCUGUAUACAUGUAUUUUAUGCCAGCAUGCUUAGGAAGCAAACCCGAUUCCAUAAUUUUCUUUGCAAACUGAAACAUGUUGUUUCUUAUUCACUAUAGUUAUGUGUUUUUGGGCUGAUGCUUCAUUAUGGUUUUAAUUAAAACUGAAAAGCAGUUUUUCUCUAUUUUUUUUUGUUGUAAAUUUUAACAAGACAUUCCUUUAUCAGUUUUAUCAAAAUUAUUUUUUAUUUUGUUCUUUUAAUAUUUAUCAAAUUGCUAAUUUCAGGACAAAAUUAAUUGAUUCUCCCUCUCCUUGACUUUAUCUAAAAUGUGUUCAAAUACAGUAAAAAAAAAAAGACAAGACUGAAAUUAAAUGAAUUAAUCACUUAAUGUUUCUAUUAAAAAGACUGAAGUGUACUGAUGGAUCAUCUGAGAGGUUACUCAUAGGAUAUAAGUUCAUGACAUCAAACUUAAUGUAUCAUCUGAUUUCAUUUCUUUUAGCAAUACUACACAUCUCUCGUCUAGUGUUGCUAAGCAACGAUAUAACAAUACAGUAAAAACUGAUGAGUAUUGACGUUCAUAACAAACACAACAGCAUGACUUUAAGUGUUUAGUUGGCUGUUUGAUAGAUCAAACGCAAUGUUAACUUUUGAUUUGCUGUACUGACCACUCAAAGUGGUGUCCAGAUAGACAUACAGUAUGCUGUAGCAUAAACCCUCAUCUUCUGUUAAUUAUAGUAAUGGUACUGCCAGUGUUUAUAGAACGCCCAUUUAAGUCAUUGUUGUAAUGCAAAUCUUGACAUUUUAGAUCUGUAAACAAUCUGUAUCUCAUUCCAUUAUAUUUGUGAAUAAAAAUCAAACAAUCAUGGGUCAUACGCACCAAA